AUGCGAAAAUUAGUGAUCCCUAAGUACUACGGACGUCCUUCGAUCGGUUUGGCUUUACUUGGCUGCACGAACCGUCCGUUCUAUCACGUUUGUGUGUUCCCCGACAGGGCUUUGGGACGAAGAUACGAGGGUAAUAUUCUUGAACAGGUCGGAACAUUCGAUCCUCUUCCAAACCAAAAGAACGAGAAGCUUGUUGCCUUAAAUUUCGGACGUCUCAAAUACUGGAUUGGAGAGAGGAACGCACAUAUUUCCGUUCCCGUUCUCGAGCUUCUUGGCCUAUCGGGAUUGUUCCCAAUUCAUCCGAAAUCGUUCAUCCGAGCGAAGGAUAACAGGGCUCUGAUAGCCGAUCAACAGUUGAAAACAGUCGCUGAAGCAGCCGAAGCGGAGAAGAUCACUCAGGAACAGGAUUCAAGCGGCGCCCAAUCGACCUCUCACCCACAGUAA
Caenorhabditis remanei is the source of this 444-nucleotide messenger RNA. RefSeq lists its product as uncharacterized. The transcript has 4 exons. Gene Ontology annotation, cellular component: mitochondrial small ribosomal subunit; ribosome. Gene Ontology annotation, biological process: mitochondrial translation. Bases 1 to 444 code for a protein of 147 amino acids. Gene Ontology annotation, molecular function: structural constituent of ribosome. NCBI's taxonomy places the organism in Eukaryota, Metazoa, Nematoda, Chromadorea, Rhabditida, Rhabditidae. The record is from RefSeq and is a predicted model, not a curated record.